This is a messenger RNA of Saccostrea cuccullata (small rock oyster), 327 nucleotides long. Its product is annotated as C-type lectin domain family 17, member A-like. The annotation marks the transcript as partial. The transcript is spliced from 4 exons. Lineage: Eukaryota; Metazoa; Mollusca; Bivalvia; Ostreida; Ostreidae. The record is from RefSeq and is a predicted model, not a curated record.
CAUAAACAUUACAUACAUGUCAAUGGAAGGAAACCGAUUUCUUAUCUUAACAAUACUUGCAGUAUUUCUUACGACGGAAAUUCAUUGUGAAUGUCCAGAAGGAUGGUUCCCACACGAUUCCAGCUGUUAUUUGUUUUAUCAACAAGGAAAAAAUUGGACUGCCGCUGAGGACUAUUGCAGAAGCUUUCAUUCCUAUCUUACCAAUAUAAACGAUGAAUCUGAAAACCUGUUUCUUAAAAAACAACUCAAUUUACAUGGGAAUACAGCUGAUUUCUGGGUUGGAGCGACUGAUGCCAUCAGUGAGGGUGGGUGGAGAUGGAUGCCAGG